AUGUUGAAGUCAUCAUCAUCAUCAUCGUCUCUCUUCGCGAACUCGAUUCUUCUUCUCCGAUGGAAGUCAAUGUCAGAGCUUACCAAAACUCACGCCCUAGUAAUCACACUCGGUCUCUCCGAAGAAGAGCCUUUCGCUUCCAGAGCUCUCUCCUUCUCCGCUCUCUCUCCCUCAGGCAACACCGAUUACGCUUACAGAUUCUUGACAAGAUUAUCAAACCCUCCGAAAUUCAGCUGGAAUUUCGUGAUACGUGGCUUCUCCAAUAGUAAAACCCCCGAGAAGACGAUCCAUGCCUAUAUCCAGAUGUUGAGAAACGGAUUCUCACCGGAUCAUAUGACUUAUCCGUUUCUCAUAAAAUCGACUUCUCGUCUAUUGAACAGAGGAAUUGGUGGUUCGUUGCAUUCAUCCGUUUUAAAAAAUGGGUUUGUGUGGGAUUUGUAUAUAUGUAACUCUCUUAUCCAUAUGUACGGUUCGUUGAGAGAUAGUGUUUCUGCACGCAAGGUGUUCGAUGAAAUGCCUGAUAAGAAUUUGGUGACUUGGAACUCUAUCUUGGACGGGUACGCGAAGUGCGGGGAUGUUGUUUCCGCGAGACGGGUGUUCGAUGAAAUGACUGAGAGAGAUGUUGUGUCUUGGAGUUCUAUGGUGGAUGGGUAUGUGAAGAGCGGAGAGUAUGACGAAGCUCUUGAAGUAUUUGAUGAGAUGAUGAGAGUGAGUAACGUAAAGGGGAACGAAGUUACUAUGGUUAGUGUCUUGUGCGCUUGUGCUCACUUGGGUGCGUUAAGCCGAGGAAAGGCGGUGCAUCGGUAUAUAGUUGAUAAGUGUUUGCCUUUGACAGUUAUGUUGCAGACGUCUCUUAUUGAUAUGUAUGCGAAGUGUGGGUCGAUAGGAGACGCUUGGGGGGUGUUUUGUGGAGUGAGCGUUGAGGAGACAGAUGUGUUGAUGUGGAAUGCUAUGAUUGGAGGGCUUGCUAGUCACGGUUUCAUAAGAGAGUCGCUCCAACUGUUUUACAAAAUGCAAGAAUCUGAGUUUGAACCGGAUGAGAUAACGUUCUUGUGCUUGCUUGCUGCUUGUUCACAUGGAGGGUUAGUGAAAGAAGCUUGGUAUUUGUUUAGGAGACUCAAGAAAAGUGGAGCAGAACCGAAGAGUGAGCAUUAUGCGUGUAUGGUCGACGUGCUUUCCCGUGCUGGUUUAGUGAAAGACGCAUAUGGUUUUAUAUCAGAAAUGCCGAUGAAACCUACCGGUUCGAUGUUGGGUGCGUUGCUUAAUGGGUGUAUAAACCAUGGGAACUGGGAGCUUGCGGAAAUGGUUGGGAAGAAGCUUGUGGUGCUGCAACCGGAUAAUGAUGGAAGAUAUGUGGGGUUAGCAAACGUUUAUGCGAUCAAUAAGCGGUUUGGAGCGGCGAGGUCUAUGAGAGAAUCAAUGGACAAGAAAGGAGUGAAAAAAGUUGCAGGACAUAGUAUAAUUGAUUUGGAUGGAACACAAUACAGAUUCAUAGCUCAUGACAAAACGCAUUUAGAGUCUGAGAAGAUCUACACUGCGUUACAUCUGGUUGGUACUUGGAUGGAUCUCAGUGUUGAUAGUGACUUUAAUGAGAACUAUAAUUGUAUUUGUUCUUAAUCAUAUGAUAUAGCAAGGUUUUCCUUGAUUUUUUGACCUAAACUUUGGAUUUCUUGUAGUGGAAGUUAUAAUUAGAC
This is a messenger RNA of Eruca vesicaria subsp. sativa (arugula), 1694 nucleotides long. NCBI's taxonomy places the organism in Eukaryota, Viridiplantae, Streptophyta, Magnoliopsida, Brassicales, Brassicaceae. The record is from the annotation of a GenBank genome assembly.